AUGAGGCAAAAGCUAGCAAAUGGCAGGAACGACCUGGGCAAGGCAGCCAGUACGGUGACGACGCCCCCGCGGCCUACCGUCGUCGCCUUUCAAGGCUACUCCUUUUUCAUCCGUUGCCAGCUUGUGAUUUCACCAUGUAAAAGAAACAGACGGCUUCUGAACCUGCGCUGGGGAAUUCUAGGCCCCUCGCCAAACCCACCAACACCUUCUCGACGGAUCAAAUUCAGACAAAGACUGUGUCCGAUAGUGGCUCGCGUGCUGCCACUUUGGAUCGCGAAACUUUUGCUCCCCUCAAACUCGGAUACCUCUACCUCCCACCCUCUCGGCACAAGGUGA
Messenger RNA from Gaeumannomyces tritici R3-111a-1, 336 nucleotides. RefSeq lists its product as hypothetical. The transcript has a single exon. The record is from RefSeq and is a predicted model, not a curated record. Lineage: Eukaryota; Fungi; Ascomycota; Sordariomycetes; Magnaporthales; Magnaporthaceae. Bases 1 to 336 code for a protein of 111 amino acids.